UAUACGGUCACGUUGGGUGUAUCUGCUAACUGUUUAUUUACGGAACAAUUUUUUUUCAGCUUGUCCCAAUUUUGCCAUGGUGUCGUCUGUUACAUGCUUCCACGUUGGACGUGUAGGGUAUGAGGCAGCCUGGCAGUUACAAAAAUCUAUCGUACGGGUUUUGAAAUCGUCCAACAAGAAUGUAUUCCCACACACAAUUCUUCUCUUGGAACACAAUCCCGUCUACACAAUCGGCGUUCGAUCGAAGGACCCAGCAAAUGAUUAUUCGGAUGUUGGAAUCGCAAGACUCAAGCAUUUGGGAGCCGAUUUUGUAAAGUGCGCUUACUCUGAUUUUCCGGAUGCUUUUUGUCACUAGAUUAAUUAUGCUUUUGAGUUUUAGGAGCCGUAGCACAAACCGUGGAUCUUGACCCUUAAGCUAGAAGAACUAUUCUAACGACCUUCAAAACUCAUGCUCAGUUGUAGUCUUAUGGUUUGUUAUAUUACGUACAAGCCAUGGUAUUCUGAAUAUGGAAACUCCAGACCAGUGCGAACGUCAAACCUGGAAGAAUAUACAGAGCACUAAGAAGAAAAAGGGUUCCACUUGGAAGCGUGCCGUCAGUGGUUUGUCAGUCAGACGAAAUGAUCUCCAAAGUGUAUAGGAAUGUUUGGCUUGGAAAUACAUUUGCCAGGAGAAACGGCUCAAGGAAGAACAAAUAGCGCUGAAUGCUCUUCAGGUCAAGACCUCAAGUGCAAGGGAUCCGUCCUAGAGAGUCGGAUGUGAAGACUACUCCCAAGAAAUAACACUCGGCGCCAUGUACCUCGUCGACUCACUGUGACCUUAGGAAGUCCCAGUCCAACAACUGCCUUGGCAGAUUGAGCAAAGUAGUACCUCGAUAUAAAACGAUCAUCGAUUCGUGAACUACCGAUUGGACGUGGUCUGAGAUGACCAGAUAUCUGGGUACUCCCUAUCUGGAACCGCCGGCAAGUAUCAUUCAACCCUCAAGAGGACAGGACAAUAGGAGGUUGCGUUUUGUUAACCUGGCCGGGUAAUAGAUGAUUAUUCGUACGCAGUUCAGUCAAGAUUUUCGCUUAUAAACAGUCACAUAAGGAUAUAUGAGACAACCAUAUUCACGUUGUUAUGUAAGCUUACCGUUCUUAAAUGCUGUGCCCUAAGACUUUUGAUAUAAAUCUGUCCAAUAAAACUCCCCUAUAAUUAGUAAGAUAAUGCAAUGCUAACAUAGUAUAGCGUUAACUACGUUUCUAGGGGCCGCUGUAAUUAUAUUUUAAAGAACCUACUCAUACGUUGACCGCCCAUUAAUGAAAUUUGCAUCUUCCUCGCAGCAUUAAAUGCCUUUCAGAUAGUCUUUUUGGUUAAAAUUACUCAUGUUGAUCGCAUAAAAAAGAAAAAAAUGGUGCCGGAUCAAUUGGUGAUACCUACUCCUGUGUGACCAACGUCCCUUUAGAGAACAUUUGUUUUAGGGUAUCCUUCUUCCAUGCGUCCCCAACUAGGUCACCUGUAUCAAACGUCUGUGCGUUUACUACGUUUCCUUCCCAAGGACGGACCGCGGAGGCCUUAUAACUUACCACGGUCCGGGGCAGUUGGUGGCUUACCCGAUCAUAAACUUGCGCUGUCGCACUCUUAUUGGUAGUGGCCUUCGGUGGUACGUUGGCGCCUUGGAGCAAGCGGGGGUAGCUUUGUGCAAUAACUACUUUGGACUUCAGGCUGCUUCAGGAGGGCGCGGUGAUAUUGGCGUGUGGCUGAGUCCAUCGAAGAAAGUCAUGGCUGUCGUUUGUUUUAAGCAGACAGUAGGCGUUCACCAAAGUGAAUCCGUUACCUACCAUGGGAUUGCAAUAAACUGCACGAAUGAGCCGCUGCCAUGGCUACGUGCUGUGGUUCCAUGCGGUCUCGUUGGUCGUGAUGUGACUUCGCUUAGUGAAGCUUGUAACAAGGAAAUCUCAGUGGACACUGUAGUUCCCCUUCUGGAGAAGUGUCUCAUCGAUUCCCUGUUCGGUCCCUGCAGCAUACGAAACAAAAAGCUAUACAUCUCCUACAACCAUGAAUUUUUCAAUGAUUGGGCAGGCUCUGCACGCGGAAGAAGCACCUCUAUCCGUUUGUGGCCCGAAGUUGCGGACCUUAUCAUAGCAGAAGUGCAGUCUCGAACUGACCGUUAGUUCAUUCUUACAACCUUGUAUAUUUAUGUAAAAAUGAUCUGAAGAGCAAGUCGUCAGAAAACAAACUUUUGUUUUCUCCCUUCCUUACAACAUAUUUCAUUAUUUUUUACACGAAGUGCGGUGAUAGUCUUGUCUGUGGUACAGUUCUUUUCACUUGAGUACAAAGAUAAUUUUACUGUCGGGUUUUUACCAUCUACUGCCAUCUGGUCAUGAAGAUGGCAGAUGAAUUUUGCCGACGAACUAUGAAAUAUGAAACUUCAUUAUCGUCACUUGUAUCAACAAUUGUGAAGAAGAAUGGUACUUUACUGCAUGGUCUUGAUCAACGAAAAACCCAGCAUUCAGUCAAACCGUCUGGACAGCAUGAACGCUACUGAUAUUCCUUGGCAACCAUAGCUGUCGGUGUCUUCGGCCAACCACAGUGAGGUCACAUUGGGCUAAAUUGGGGUCCAGUCAAUCCGCUUUCUGGGAUAAGCUGCUCAUGUACGAUCUCAUUCUGUUUCGCUUUGUCCGUACAGCCCCCUAUAAAUAAU
Molecule: messenger RNA, 2681 nt
Organism: Opisthorchis viverrini
Lineage: Eukaryota; Metazoa; Platyhelminthes; Trematoda; Opisthorchiida; Opisthorchiidae
Exons: 3
Coding region: 1759-2151 (130 amino acids)
Source: RefSeq, a predicted model, not a curated record